AAUUUUUCUCCCUUCAAGAAUAAUAGACUUGUCUUUUUCACAUUCUCUUUUAUUCAUCACUUAUCCCUUCAAAAUCAGGUUACUUUUUUCUUCUUUGCUUUGAAGCCUCCGUGUCUUUGCUCUUCUUGUUGUGGGGAUUCUUGGGCUGAAACCUUAAUCUGUAGUGUUGAAAUGAAUGGGUUUGAGAACAAGAGAGGUCAGAAUAUUGAGAAAUUUCCAGGAUGCUUGGGCAGGAUGGUAAACCUGUUUGAUUUGAACACCAGUGUUCCUGGAAACCGCCUGCUUACUGAUAAACAGCAUGAUGGUUCUUCAGUCUCAAGGAGUCAAUCUGGUGUAGCAAGGAUGUCGAGACCCACCUUUGGAGAUCAGAAUCAUCAGAUAGAGGAUAAAGUGAUUUUAUCCAAAAUAAGGCGAGCUUUUUCAGACAAAAAAGAUAAUGGAACACCCGUGAAGAUGCUCAUAGCCCGGGAAAUGUCAAAAGAAGCGGCUUCUAAGCAUAACCCACCCAAUUUAGUUGCCAAGCUGAUGGGACUUGAUACACUACCAAGGAGGCAGCAUAAUUUAUCUGCACAAAGAUGCCAUUCUAAAGGUUUUCCUCAGCAAUCUUCAAGUCAUUCUGGAACGCCAGUGGAACGCUGGGAGCAAGAUCAAGGCUUUGCGGACAAGGAAAUGCUAAGUGAAAUAAACCCCUGUCAAGAGCUGAACAAAUACAUAGAUGUUAAUGAAAUCCGGCAACAGUCCCCAAUGGCAACCUAUUCAAGAGAUAGCUCUCCACAAAAGUGGAGGUAUAAAGAUAAUGUGAAUGAGAAAAAAAUGGCAUUAGUUCAUCAGAAGUUUAUGGAAGCAAAGCAUCUGGUGACAGAUGAAAAGCUUCGCCAAACCAAGGAAUUUCAAGAAGCACUGGAAGUUUUGAGUUCCAAUAGAGAGUUAUUCCUCAAGUUUCUGAAAGAGCCAAAUUCCAAGUUCUCUCAGCAUCACUACGGGUUCCAGUCUUUAUCUCAACCUCCUGAGAAAAUGCGUAUCACUGUUCUUAGACCUAAGAUGAUUGAAAAAGAAAAUUUUGCUGGAAUAGGGAGCGAUGAUAAACAGACAAAGAAAUCAGUUCGGAUGGGUCGUGGAAAUGGGUGGGAUAGAAAGAACGAAUCAUGUGAUCUUCCUUUCCCCAGUCCAGAAGUUGAUGAAUAUCCUUCCCGACCAACUAGAAUAGUGGUACUGAAGCCCAGCCCUGGGAAGUCUCCGGACAUUAAGACUGUGGCAUCUCCAUCCCCCUCAUCACCUAGGAUAUUGCUUGGUGAUGAUUUUUUUAAGGAACCUGAACAUGAUGGUGCACAAGAACCAAGAGAAGUAGCAAAGGAAAUGCAGCUGCGUGAAAAUCUGAUUGGUCACAGAAGGGAUGAAACAUUACUUUCUUCUGUGUUCUCCAAUGGUUACGUUGGUGAUGAUAGUUCACUUAGUAGAUUUGAAAAUGAGUAUGCUGUGGAAAGCCUCAGUGAUUCCGAAGUCACAUCACCAACUUCUAGACAUUCAUGGGAUUACAUCAAUAGGUUUAGUAGCCCUUAUUCUUCCUCUUCCUUCAGCCACACAUCAUGUUCUCCUGAGUCCUCAGUUUUCCGGGAAGCAAAGAAACGGCUUUCAGAAAGAUGGACCAUGAUGGCAUCAAAUGGGAAUUUUCAAGAACAGAGAUAUGUCAGGAGAAGCUCAAACACAUUGGGUGGGAUGCUUGCUCUCUCUGAUACAAAGAAGUUGGUGAGAUCUGAGGAAGAGGGAAGUACUAAGGAGCAAGAACCAAGGGGAUCAACUUCCUACAUAGCUAGUAAUUUGAAUAAAGAAGAAAAUAAAAUUGAUUCUCCCAAAAAUCUUCUCAGGUCAAAAUCUGUUCCUGUGUUGUACACUGCAUACCGUGCAAGGCUUAAUAUUGAGUUUUCAGAUCCUGAAUCUAGCAAAGAACAAGUUCCGAAGGAACUGACAAAGGCAAAGAGCAUGAAAUCAUCUUUAAAAGGGAAGGUUUCAAAUUUAUUUUUCUCAAAGAAUAAGAAAACGAAUAAAGAAAAAAGCAUUGGAUCUCAAACUGCAGAAGAAUCACCAUCUACAACUCCUGGAACACUAAGUCAUCCUCAAAAGAUAAACAAUGAUGCACCUCAGUGCAUUAAGGACAGUUGCAACCAAGUGCAUUUGUCUCCUGUUCUUGGUGGAUCAGUUAGUAAAACUCCUUCACCAGAUUUGACUGGCAUGGGACAGAAACAAUGCAUGACUGCUGUGGAGGGAGGGUUGUCUGUAGCAAAGCCUUCAAUUCUUGUCCGUUUAAGUGAGAAUAUGGACCAGCCUAGCCCUACCUCAAUUUUGGAACCUCUAUUUGAUGAGGAUGAGAACACAAGUCCAGAGUCAUCAGGCAGUAUCAAACCAGUGCACCAAGGAGUGGAGUUGCCACCGAAGUCUAUCUUGAUUGACAAGUCACCACCUAUAGAAUCAAUUGCUCGCACCCUCUCAUGGGAUGAUUCUUGUUCAGAGACACCCACAAUGAAUUCAUCAAAACCCUCGAAGGUUUCCUCAGGUGUCAAGGAGAAAGAAUAUGAUUUGAUUUUCUCUGUCCAAUCAUUGUUAUCAGCUGCUGGCCUCAAUGGCAAAGUGUGCUUUGAGUCAUGUAUUUCCAGAUGGCAUUCACCUGAAAGCCCAUUGGACCCGUCCUUGAGAGAAAAAUAUGCCAACUCGAAUGACAAGGAGCAUCUGCAUGAGGCUAAGCUACGACAAUGGAGAUCUCACAUGAACCUCGUAUUCGACUGCGUCAAUGCAGCAGUACUGGAAAUCACAGGCUAUGGAUCAAGCAGUUGCAUGAGAAACAUGUCAUUGGGCUGGUCCCAUAUGAGGGACACGGAGAGUUCAUCAUCAUCACUGGUUGACCAUGUUUGUGCCCAAAUGAAGGAAUGGAACGGUAUGUGUUUGGUGGAUGACGAAAUCAUUGUCUCUUUUGGUUGGUUAGCCAAAUUAUACUUGUAACUGGUUAAGUAGCUGUAUAAUGGGUGAGAUCGAUGUUUCUCUUGAUCAUCGCUCUACUUGGACUUCAUGCUCGAAGUGCUCUGGUUUUGUAGAUUAUAUUUUUCAGUGCUGUUGUAUCUAUCGCCAUUGUUCAGACCAUACUGCAGGACAACAUUCAAAGGCACGAUUUAGAAAGUGCUAACU
Molecule: messenger RNA, 3177 nt
Organism: Hibiscus syriacus
Lineage: Eukaryota; Viridiplantae; Streptophyta; Magnoliopsida; Malvales; Malvaceae
Exons: 6
Coding region: 172-2994 (940 amino acids)
Source: RefSeq, a predicted model, not a curated record